Messenger RNA from Dermacentor andersoni, 567 nucleotides. Lineage: Eukaryota; Metazoa; Arthropoda; Arachnida; Ixodida; Ixodidae. The record is from RefSeq and is a predicted model, not a curated record.
AUGACCUCAACAAUAUCGAACGAGUUACUCAUAUCGCUGGUUCAAUGCGAACCAGCUGUGUGGGACCAGAGAACGGAAGUGUAUCGAAAGAACGGCGCCCGGCUCAACGCCUGGAAAAGGAUAGCGCAAGCGCUAGGCCUCAUCGUGUCGCAAGAGAACAUCGACCUGAUUGUGCACCGCUGGCGGAAUCUGCGCGACACAUUCGCCAAGAAGAUAAAGGAGUUGGCCAAGAAGAGCGGAGCAGGAGCAGGAGAACCUGUUUCAAAGUGGAAGUACUUCGACCUCAUGCUCUUCCUGAGGGACAUUGUAGAACCACGCCCAACAACAAGCAACCUGGAUGUUCCCAAUUCACUGGACGAGGUCCUCAGGGAUACUGACGACGACCCGUCAGCACUGUUUGGUUCAAUGCUGCCCCACCAAGAUGACAUGGACAGUGUGCCAGUGCACCUAAGGGGGCAGUGCAAGGUGCACCUGCUGGAAGUGCUCCUGCACUACCAAGCGGGAGUCAUCCCGACAACGCUCAGUCCUGCAGUGCGAGCAGCUUUGCGUGAUGCGGAAACCAAUUAG